AUGAGUGAUACUGAAAACAAAGAGAUUAGUACAGGUUUACCAGAACCAUGGACUGUUCGUUACAGUAAAUCAAAGAAACGCGAAUACUUCUUUGAACCAGAGACUAAGAAAUCCCAAUGGGAGGCACCAGAUGGUACCGACGAGGAUAAACUACAUACCUAUUUGAAAGAGCAUCCUUUACGUGUAAGAUGUCUCCAUAUUCUAAUCAAACAUUCUGGCUCAAGAAGACCUGUAUCAAGUAGGAUCAAUGCUAAGAUUACUAUUGACAAAGAGGAAGCUAUCAAGGAAUUACAAGCUAUUCAUGAUAAACUAACUAGUCAAGAUGAGAGUAAGAAAGGUCAAUUUGAAGCAAUUGCAAAAGAGAGAUCUGAUUGCUCGUCGUUUAAGAGAGGUGGUGAUUUGGGUUGGUUCGGUAAAGGUGAAAUGCAACCUUCAUUUGAGAAAGCAGCUUUUGCACUAACCGUUGGUGAGAUCAGUGAUAUUGUUGAGACAGAUAGUGGUGUUCACAUAAUCAAGAGAGUCGCCUAA
Maudiozyma saulgeensis is the source of this 528-nucleotide messenger RNA. NCBI's taxonomy places the organism in Eukaryota, Fungi, Ascomycota, Saccharomycetes, Saccharomycetales, Saccharomycetaceae. The record is from the annotation of a GenBank genome assembly.